UUUGGAAAUAAGAAAUUGGCGGCAAACUGCUCUGUUUACUUUUUGGCGUGAAAAUAAAUAUUCUUUGUCCGAACAAACUGUUGAUAAUAAUGGAAAUUGUUAGUCAGGCGACGUUCGAGUUUCGCCAUAGCGAUCUCUUCGAUAUUUGGCUCAGCAAUAAUCGCAAAAUAUCAUCUGUGUUAGAUAGCAUUUAUGUAAAAAUUAGCCAUUACCACGUCGAAGAUGAUAAAAAAUUAGAAAUCAAUAAAAAAACAAGUAAUUUUGAAUCAUUUAUAAAAAAAAGACUACCAAAAUGCAACUAUAUGGUCGAACGUUUUAAGUCAAAGCAUACUGAAUGGAUGUCGUCUUCAAUAUCAGUUACAAUAAAUGAAAACUGUAACACACAACAAAAACCGGGACGCCGAACUUUGUCUUAUGGAAACGCAGGACCACGAUUGAAAAGAAAACUGGCAUCUGAGCUGGCGAAUGAAAAAGAGCACAACACAACUCUUCUUAUGCAUGCUGCAGCAGUUUCUGCUAAGAAGGAUUGUAAUACAAACGUGGCCUCGGCUCUUAAAGAAAUGAUUACAACACCUGCUCAAUACCCAACAGAAUUAAGAAAGCAAGAUCAAAUCCAAAAACCGACUCCACUCACACCAAAUGAAGCCCUAGCCUACAUCCUGGAAAAUUCAUUAACCAAACAGCAAUAUGUAAAUACUAGGAUUUUGAAUAUAAAUCAUCACAGUGACAUCUAUCCGAGCUACAAUCAAGUCAUAGAAGCAAAAAUGCAGUGUCGCCCGAAGGGUAUAGAAGUUACAGAAACUACUGCUCAAGUGUCACUGCAAAACCUAUUAAAUCAUUCUGCAGAGCGAAUAAUUCAAAUGCAAAAAGAUGUUUUUAAGCAAUCUCUGGAUAGUUCUGUUGUUAAAUUAAUUUGCAGUUAUGGCUUUGAUGGGUCAACUGGACAAAGUGCAUACAAGCAGAAGUUUGAAGUAAAAACACAUGACGUUCAAGUCUCAGAUCAGUCCUUGUUUGUAACUUCUGUUAUACCAAUAAAAAUGAUUGACUCAUUUCAGCGAAAUAUCUGGGUUAACAGAACACCGCAAUCUAUUCUAUUUUGCAGGCCGCUGAAAAUUGAAUUUAUUAAAGAAACUUCUGAACAUAUACGUAUGGAAAAAAAUCAGUUGGACAAUCAAAUAGAAUUGCGCAGUUUGAAUAAGGAGAUGGGCAUAGUUAGGAUUGGAACCCUGGAGUGGAACCCGCAAGGAAGAAGAAAAGUGGGACGCCCCAAAGCUAACCUGGCGCCGAUCUACCAUACGCCCUAA
Drosophila ananassae is the source of this 1304-nucleotide messenger RNA. RefSeq lists its product as uncharacterized. NCBI's taxonomy places the organism in Eukaryota, Metazoa, Arthropoda, Insecta, Diptera, Drosophilidae. The transcript has 3 exons. Bases 90 to 1304 code for a protein of 404 amino acids. The record is from RefSeq and is a predicted model, not a curated record.